CUGCGCAGGAUAGUUGUGGCUGCUUCCAAGGGAACGGCGCUGUUCAUUUCCUCCCCACCCCGCACACGGAGUCUGCGCAGGAUAGUCGUGGCCGCUGCCAAGGGAACGGCGCUGUUAAUUUCCUCCCCACCCCGCACACAUGAGUCUGCGCAGGAUAGUUGCGGCUGUUGCCAAGGGAACGGAGUCAGCGGUGUUAGCUGCUAAGGCGAAGGAGUCGGUAACGUGCCCGCCUGUUGUCGAGGAAAUAUGAUGCUGUCACGGGCUAAACCGGCUGUUGGCGGCGAUCCACAGCAGUCUGAUAAACAAAAUAAAAAGGGAAAGAAAGUUCCCAAGCUGGACGAAUUGCUGGCUCAGCGUGACUUCACAGGGGCAAUCACUCUGCUGGAGUUCAAACGUCAAGCUGGGGAGAGUGAGGAAGACACAGACAUGUGGAUCGGUUACAGUUCAUUCCAUUUGGGUGACUACAAAAAGUCUUUGGAGGUUUUUAGGAACGCAAGUCAGCAAGAAGGAUGCAAUCCUGAUGUAUGGGUGGAUUUGGCUUGCACAUAUUUCUUCCUGGGAAUGUAUAAAGAGGCAGAGGAAGCAGCCAAUAAAGCCGCUAAAAGUCGCCUCCAGAAUCGCUUGCUAUUUCACUUGGCGCACAAGUUCAACGAUGAAAAAAGACUAAUGGUCUUUCAUCAGAACUUACAAGACAUCAUUGAAGAUCAGCUGAGCCUUGCAUCCAUCCAUUAUAUGAGGUCCCACUAUCAGGAGGCUAUAGAUAUAUACAAGAGGAUCUUGCUCGAGAACAGGGAUUUCCUCGCUUUGAAUGUCUACGUCGCUCUUUGUUACUAUAAACUUGAUUAUUAUGAUGUGUCGCAGGAAGUCCUUGCAGUGUAUUUGCAACAAGUCCCUGACAGCACCAUUGCCCUGAACCUGAAAGCAUGCAAUCACUUCCGUCUCUACAAUGGGAAAGCGGCGGAAGCGGAACUCAAGAGUUUAAUGGAUAAUACUUCAUCUUCAUUUGAUUUUGCCAAAGAGUUAAUUAAGCACAACCUUGUGGUGUUCCGCGCUGGCGAAGGCGCUUUGCAGGUACUACCACCCCUGGUAGACGUUAUCCCAGAGGCGCGCUUAAACUUGGUGAUUUACUAUCUUCGUCAAGAUGAUGUACAAGAAGCUUUUAACUUGAUUAAAGACCUAGAACCGUCUACGCCACAGGAGUAUAUCCUCAAGGGCGUUGUGAACGCAGCUCUUGGGCAAGAACUGGGCUCCAGAGAUCAUCUCAAAACCGCUCAGCAGUUCUUCCAACUGGUUGGCGGCUCAGCCAGUGAAUGUGAUACAAUACCAGGAAGACAGUGUAUGGCCGCUUGCUUUUUUCUCCUGCAGCAGUUUGAUGACGUCUUGAUCUAUCUUAACUCUAUUAAGAGUUAUUUCUACAACGAUGAUACUUUCAACUUUAACUACGCCCAAGCCAAAGCUGCAGAUGGAAACUACAAAGAGGCCGAAGAGGUGUUUUUAUUAAUUCAGAGCGAGAAGAUAAAAAAUGAUUACGUUUACCUGAGCUGGCUUGCCCGCUGUUAUAUCAUGAACAAAAAACCAAGGAUGGCAUGGGAGUUGUAUUUGAAAAUGGAAACGUCAGGGGAGUCAUUUGGCCUUCUCCAGCUGAUUGCCAAUGACUGCUAUAAGAUGGGACAGUUCUAUUAUGCAGCUAAGGCUUUUGAUGUCUUGGAAAGGCUAGAUCCAAGUCCUGAAUACUGGGAGGGAAAGCGUGGUGCAUGUGUUGGAAUCUUUCAGAUGAUCUUAGCAGGCCGGGAACCAAAAGAGACACUGACAGAAGUGCUUCACUUGCUGAGAAGUACAGGUAGUACUCAGGUAGAAUAUAUCAUACGAAUAAUGAAGAAAUGGGGCAAGGAUAACCGUGUGCCAGUAUAACUGACUUUUACCAAAAUGUUCCAAGAUUUGUACUGCUAAAUUUGACAAAGUGUGGAAAUUAUGGCUUUAUUUCGCCUCCACUAAUGCUGCUCAAGAAUAGUCGGUUUAAGGCUGCAUUCACACCUGAACGUGGCGUAUUUUA
Rana temporaria (common frog) is the source of this 2053-nucleotide messenger RNA. It is a transcript of the gene IFT56, whose product is annotated as tetratricopeptide repeat domain 26. Gene Ontology annotation, cellular component: ciliary basal body; intraciliary transport particle B; ciliary base. The transcript has a single exon. Gene Ontology annotation, molecular function: protein binding; intraciliary transport particle B binding. The record is from RefSeq and is a predicted model, not a curated record. Gene Ontology annotation, biological process: intraciliary transport involved in cilium assembly; intraciliary anterograde transport. Lineage: Eukaryota; Metazoa; Chordata; Amphibia; Anura; Ranidae. Bases 247 to 1911 code for a protein of 554 amino acids.